GGAAACAAAAAUUAAGGCAUUGAAAAGACAGCAACAAAAAGCUCGUAGAAAAUCAAAAAAGAUCAUUUUGGCUGUUCAGAAAAAAAAUGAAAACACUUCUGAUAGUGAACACUCCUCCAGAGAACUUGAAUCAGACUACUCAUCAGACGACUCAGGAAAUAUGCUGAAUGUUGUGGAGCAGCAUCAAAAUGAAGACUUGCAAGAACAGUAUGAUUCAGAAUCACAACAGAAUACCAUAAUUAAUAUGCAAGAUCAAGUGCUAUGGUAUGAAAUUGAUAGACUAAAUGAUUCCAUGGAUGUUACCAGUGAAAGUAACUCAGAGCUAGCUUUGUCUCUGGAGAAAAAGCUGUCUGAGUGGGCAAUAAAAUUCAACAUCUCCAUGACCUCUCUCACUCAUUUGCUUAAGAUUUUGAAGGAACAUGACAUUGAUGUUCCAGCAGACGGACGAACACUAUUGAAAACACCUCGUUCUGGCAGUUUGAGAAUAACAGAAAAAUCAGGUGGCAAAUACACAUAUUUUGGAUUAAAGGAAGGUCUUACACAUACUCUGUCUGAGCAAGACACUUCAAAAUACGACCACUUUGAGAUUUCUUUGAAUAUUGAUGGCCUACCCAUUUUCAAGUCCAAAAACCUCACAAUGUGGCCACUUCAGUGUGCUGUCAUCAACGUUGAUGAAGUGAAAAACAGUCCUUUCGUUGUUGCUCUGUUUUCUGGAGCAAAGAAACCAAGUGAUUUGGAGUUUUUGAGGGAUUUUAUGGAGGAGCUGCAAGAACUGAUGGAAACAGGCUUUAAAGGGAAGAGAAUUGUCCUCAAAAACAUCAUAUGUGAUGCACCAGCACGAGCCCUCAUCAAAGGAAUAGUUCAGUUUAAUGGCCGCUAUGGCUGUGACUUUUGUGAUGUAAAGGGAGUUCAUGAGAGCAAAAUGCUUUUUUUGUAUAAAGGAAAUCUCAGAACCAAUGAGUCAUUUAGACAGAAGACAAAUCCUGAACAUCACCUAACAGAUAGCAUUCUUUUGAAUCUGGACAUUGAUAUGAUCAGGCAGUUCCCAAUAGAUCCCAUGCAUUGUGUAGAUCUAGGAGUGACUAAGCGAAUGUUGAUGCUGUGGAAAGAAGGACCUUUGGCCCAUAGAUUAUCAGCUGGACAUCUUAGCACCAUUACUUAUUUUCAUCAAGCUGUCCGAAAUCACAUACCUCCUGAAUUCAAUAGGAAACCCAGGGGGUUAGAUGAACUGAAGCACUGGAAAGCAACUGAAUUCCGAACAUUUUUGCUUUAUACUGGACCAGUGAUUUUGAAAUAUGUUCUCGAUAAGGAGAAGUAUAUUCACUUCCUUUCACUUAGUAUUGGAAUGCGCAUCUUGUACAGUGAAAACCUAAUGGAGCAUCGUGAUUAUGCAGAUGAGCUGUUAACAUAUUUUGUUGAAAAAGGUAGCAGCCUGUAUAGCAUGAGUUUCAUCUCAUAUAAUGUGCAUUGCUUGCUACAUCUCACUGAUGUUGCAAAUUACAACAGAUCAUUACACUAUUGUUCAGCGUACAAGUUUGAGAACAAUAUGGGUCAAAUCAAGAGGUUUAUCCGCGGUUCAAGUGAUCCACUGAUUCAAGUAGCUAACAGAUUGGCAGAGAGGCAAGCAAUAUCAAGUUCUAAGAAAUCAAAUGUUACCUCUGGUAUGCCAAAGACAAAAGAAUGUUACAGAAUGACCAAUGAUAGCUACUGCCUUAUACAUGGAGUUCAAGAAAAUCUGAUUUUUUGUGAGGUUUUUUGCAGAAUGGAACCUUUGUACACUAAGCCAUGUGACUCCAGAAUAAUUGGCAUAUUCAAAGGAUUUCGGAAUCACACUAAAAUGUUACAUACUGACACCACUCAACUGAGACAUAAAGCAAUCAUGAUACCUUUGUCAUUGAUUGAUAAAGAUGAAUACAAUGCGGUAGCGCUUAUACCGCUCAUGCAUUCAGUUUGAUUAGUUAGUCAAGUAAGUCAGUAAGGCAGGGUUUUUGCCUUUUUUAUUGCAUGUUAUCCUGAUUUUGAUCCAAAGACUAUGAAUAAUGUGUGUGUGUGUGUGUGUGCGCGCGUGCGUGUGUGUGUGCAUGUGCGUGUGCGUGCGUCUUUCAGUAUCGAAUUUGUUUAUUCGGUGAUGGACAGACAUCUGUUGUACCAAUCAGUUGGAUUUUUGAUGACCAUGGAACAUUGAAGUGUCGAUGGACAUCAUCACUCUCAAACAUUAAAAACAAUUCUCCACCAAACCCUAACUGGAAGGUUUAUGACAUUGUGAAGAUCGUUGGACCAUCAAUUGAUGAUAUGAACUUGAAGCAGUCAGGAAAUGAAGUGAAGCAAUCUGGUCUGAAGUCAAGAAAUGUCCCACUGCCCUAACCUCCUAUAUACCAUGCUAUCUUUAAAGAUACUCUUCAGAGAAGUGGGAAAAAAGAUGAGGAUGAUCCCAAGCCCACAAGCUCUGAUGUCUCAGAAUUUCAUGAUCUUCAACAACAUCACAUGACUUAUAAAGAAAUUACAGUGCAAACCAGGAUACCAGAUGAUGUGCAUUUAAAGAAGUCAAGAAAUGCAAUGAAGCGAGUUGGUCUGAAGACAAAGAAUGUUCAGCUGGCCAAAACUCCCAGAUACCAUGGUGACUGUCUGGAUGAUAACAAUGAAAGCCCUGAUGACAGUUAUUUAAACUCAAGCCAGCCCAACCCAGUAUUCUUAGAUACUCUUCAGGGAAAUGUGGCAAUGCAUGAGGAUGAUCAUCCCAAAAGCUCUGCUUCUUCAGGGAAGGAACCAAAGGAAACAAAAUGCAAAGUCACCAUGGAGAAAUUGUUUGAUCUGAAUACUAAGAUACUUCAACAAAUUCAAAUGCUGGAACAGAGACAAGCUGUCAUCAUGAAUGACUUGGCCAAAGUUAAGUCUGUUCUCAUGAAGCGGGCAGAAGAAGAUGCCCAUGAGGAACUUUUUAAACAACAACAGUGCUCCAGCUUUGAAAUGUUUGAAGCCUUCUGUCAGAGGCUUGAAGAAGACAAAAAUUAUCGAGAGCUUUAUGUACACUAUCUCAUCCAUACUCAUGGCAGCUCCAAUAUAGGUGAGAUGGUGAGACAGGCUUUAAAAAGCAUAGCGUCAGACAAUGUUCUCUGUCUGUAUAACAGAACGGGGAAAGAUGGGAAGAAGGUGUUUCCACCUGUGCUCCUGACAUGUUUGAAAAAAUGUGUCAGGUCUUUUCACAAACAAAAUGAAAUAGAGGUGAAGAAGCUAAAAGUAACCACUAGAACAACACCAGACAAGGAAUGUAUUCGCCAAGUAGAAUUUUUUUGUCCAACGCCAACACCAGGCUGAAAAGGAAACCAAAUAAAGGAAAAAUCUGACUUUUUGUUUGAUUGUUUUGAUUGAUGGAAAUAAAGAA
Molecule: messenger RNA, 3382 nt
Organism: Carassius auratus (goldfish)
Lineage: Eukaryota; Metazoa; Chordata; Actinopteri; Cypriniformes; Cyprinidae
Exons: 12
Coding region: 2485-3315 (276 amino acids)
Source: RefSeq, a predicted model, not a curated record